This is a messenger RNA of Drosophila ficusphila, 906 nucleotides long. RefSeq names its product serine protease 1-like. NCBI's taxonomy places the organism in Eukaryota, Metazoa, Arthropoda, Insecta, Diptera, Drosophilidae. The record is from RefSeq and is a predicted model, not a curated record. The coding region runs from base 12 to 830 and encodes 272 amino acids. Gene Ontology annotation, molecular function: serine-type endopeptidase activity. The transcript has 2 exons. Gene Ontology annotation, biological process: proteolysis.
CAUCCACCAGUAUGAAGGUCUUUGCUGUCUUGCUUCUGGCCAUCGCCUCCGCUUCCGCUGGGAUCUUUCCCCAGAUUGCUCCUGUGCAUCCCCGUGACAGGACUCCGGUUGCCUCCAUCAAUGGUCGCAUAACCAAUGGCAGAAACGCCGUGGCCGACCAGUUUCCCUACCAGGUGGGACUCAGCUUCACCGGCUCCGAGGGCAGCUGGUGGUGCGGUGGAUCCAUCAUCGACAAUUCCUGGGUGCUGACAGCUGCCCACUGCACCAGCGGUGCCUCCUCCGUGACGAUCUACUAUGGAGCCACCGUGCGCACCAGUCCCCAGUUCACCCAAACUCUGUCCAGCUCGAGCUUCAUCCAGCACGCCAACUACAUCUCGCUGACCGUUCGCAACGACAUCUCCCUGAUCAAAACUCCGUCCGUGACCUUCUCGGCCUCCGUUAACAAGAUCGCCCUGCCCGCCAUCGCCAGCAGCUACUCCUCGUACGUGGGACAGACCGCCGUGGCUUCUGGAUGGGGACUCACCUCCGACUCCGCCACCGCCGUGGCCAGGAACCUCCAGUACACCGACCUCACCGUCAUAGAGAACUCCGUUUGCCAAAAGUCCUUUAGCAGCCUGAUCGUGACCAGCCGGGUGAUCUGCGUAGCCACUCCCAAGGGCACCUCCACCUGCCAGGGAGACUCUGGUGGUCCUCUGGCCCUGGAUGGCACCCUCAUCGGCAUCACCUCCUUCGGAUCUCCUGACGGUUGCGAGGUGGGAGAGCCUGCCGCCUUCACCCGGGUGACCAGCUACCUGGACUGGAUCAAGGAGAACUCCGGAGUUUCGGCUUGAGAGCCACAUACUUUUGAAACUUUUGUAACUUUCUUUUCUAAAUAAAACCAGAACAUUCUGAAAAUUUUCACUUCUA